AUGCUGACCGCUGAUCGCCCCCCAAGCACCACUUCACCAUCAGAUCACUACCCAAGCACCACCCAGGGGCUUCAUCACCAUCAAGUCACCACCGAAGCAAGACCCAAGGGCUUCAUCACCAUCAAGUCACCACCGAAGCACCACCCAGGGCUUCAUCACCAUCAAGUCACCACCGAAGCACCACCCAAGGGCUUCAUCACCAUCAAGUCACCACCGAAGCACCACCCAAGGGCUUCAUCACCAUCAAGUCACCACCGAAGCACCACCCAAGGGCUUCAUCACCAUCAAGUCACCACCGAAGCACCACCCAAGGGCUUCAUCACCAUCAAGUCACCACCGAAGCACCACCCAAGGGCCUCAUCACCAUCAAGUCACCACCGAAGCACCACCCAAGGGCUUCAUCACCAUCAAGUCACCACCGAAGCACAACCCAAGGGCUUCAUCACCAUCAAGUCACCACCGAAGCACCACCCAAGGGCUUCAUCACCAUCAAGUCACCACCGAAGCACCACCCAAGGGCUUCAUCACCAUCAAGUCACCACCGAAGCACCACCCAAGGGCUUCAUCACCAUCAAGUCACCACCGAAGCACCACCCAAGGGCUUCAUCACCAUCAAGUCACCACCGAAGCACCACCAAGGGCUUCAUCACCAUCAAGUCACCACCGAAGCACCACCCAAGGGCUUCAUCACCAUCAAGUCACCACCGAAGCACCACCCAAGGGCUUCAUCACCAUCAAGUCACCACCGAAGCGCCACCCAAGGGCUUCAUCACCAUCAGGUCACCAUCCAGGCACCAUACGAGGGCCGGCGAGGAGGACGAGCGAGAGAAGGAAGGGACGGUUAUGGUAUGA
Molecule: messenger RNA, 852 nt
Organism: Penaeus indicus
Lineage: Eukaryota; Metazoa; Arthropoda; Malacostraca; Decapoda; Penaeidae
Exons: 2
Coding region: 1-852 (283 amino acids)
Source: RefSeq, a predicted model, not a curated record